GCACCUGUGGGGAGGGGACGCCCGAGCGAGCUGGGCCGGAAGAGGGCAGGAAGGAGGAGAGGCAAUCGCGGCUCGCUUCCACUUUGCGCUGGCCACUGUGAGCAGCGAUCCAGUUCCCCCAGACCCAGUGUAUGUGAACUUGGAGGCUCUGCGGAGGGUCGUCCCACCUGACUCCUGGGAGACGCAUACCGAUGCGGACAGUGGACAGCCGUACUACUACAACCCUGGUACCGGAGAGACCACGUGGGAGCCCCCGGCCGACCCAGGCCCCUCCUCGCCCGUCCCCUCCAGCCCGGUAGUUCCGGAGGCCCCGGAGGCCUCAGAGAUUCCAGAGGUCCCAGAGGUGGAGUGGGAGAAGUACUGGGACGAGGAGAGCCAGCGCAUCUUCUAUUACAAUCCGCUGACCAGGGAGGCCAUGUGGGAGGAGCCUAGCCUCCUGGAGAUGCAACCCGACCCGAACAGUCCCUGCAGCCCCCUAGAUCCGAGGCCCCCUACGCCGGAGACGGACUACCCUGGCGCUCUGGAUGGCUACCCUGCCGAGGACUACUUCCCCAGGGACGAUGACGAUGGCGCUCCCCUGUCCCCGCAGCUCUGUGAGGAUGAGGUCUCGUCUCCUGGAUGGCAGUGCCAAACUGCAGACGAUGGGCAGAGAUUCUAUACGAGCCUCUACUCACAGGGCCUGUGGAUCGAGUCUGAAGAUGAGCAGGGAAAACCAUAUUUCUACAAUCCAGAUGAACGUUUGUCCCUGUGGGAGCUGCCGCAGGUCCAGAUCCCCAGCCCCCAUUCCCUCCCCAAGGCCAGCAGUGAAUCCAGCCUGGACAGUGGCCACGUGGGACCCUGGCCGGAGCCCAACAAGCCCGAAGAGAAGGUAAAGACCCUUGAUAAAGCUGGCGUUCUCUUCCGGACCAGAACUGUGGACAGAGGGAAGCGUCUGCGAAAGAAGAACUGGAGCUCAUCCUGGACAGUGCUGGAAGGUGGCGUGCUGACCUUCUUUAAGGAUUCGAAGACCUCGACAGCCAGCGGUUUGAGGCAACCAUCCACGCUGUCCACGCCUGAGUUCACGGUGGAGCUGCGGGGUGCGGUCGUGUCCUCGGCGUCCAGGGAUAAGUCCAGCAAGAAAAACGUCCUUGAGCUGAAGAGCAGAGAUGGCUCCGAGUACCUGAUCCGGCACGACUCAGAGACCAUCAUUGACAACUGGCACAUUGCAAUCGCUGAAGGCAUCCGGUCUGCCGAAUUGCCUCCCGAGAGCGAGAACACGUCCAGUUCUGGGGCUGGUGAGAGGCUGGAUGGCGGAAGGGAUAAGAGGGAGGAAGAGGACAGAAGGCACCUAGGUCACUCCCAGGCCGCCGCCCCCCCUGGCCCCGAGAAUCUUGAUUCCCACAAAGUUGGCUACAAACUGCGCAAGUUUCUGCUGCGGAGGCCCACCCUGCAGGCCCUGCGGGACAAGGGCUACAUCAAAGACCAGGUGUUCGGCUGUUCCCUGCCUGUACUGUGCGAGCGAGAGAAGAGGUCGGUCCCAGCCUUCGUGCAACAGUGCAUCCAGGCUGUGGAAGCUCGGGGGCUGGACAUCGAUGGGCUGUACCGCAUCAGCGGGAACCUGGCCACCAUUCAGAAACUGCGCUACAGAGUGGAUCAUGAGGAGCAUCUUGACCUGCAGGACGGGCGCUGGGAAGAUGUCCACAUCCUAACUGGGGCCCUGAAACUCUUCUUCCGGGAGCUACCUGAGCCUCUCUUCCCGUUCAGCCACUUUCAGCAGUUCAUCGCGGCCGUCAAGCUGCAGGAUCCUGCCCAGCGGAGCCGCUGCACCCGUGACCUUGUGCGCACUCUCCCUUCAGUCAACCAGAACACCAUGCGUGUCCUCUUUCAGCACCUGUGCCGGGUUGUCGAGCACCAGGAGGAGAACCGCAUGUCCGUGCAGAGCGUGGCCAUCGUGUUCGGGCCGACGCUGCUGAAGCCUGAGCGGGAUGAAGGCAACAUGACUGUGAACAUGGUGUUCCAGAACCAGCUGGUGGAGCUGAUGCUGCAGCAGUGCCACUACAUCUUCCCCGAGGCCUGAGCCUCCGGGCCUGUCCGUCGGCCCCAACCCAGAGUGCGGGCCGGGAGCCGGGGGUUGGGGGCCGGGGACUUCAGCCUGGGACCCGGGGUGGUACCCAGGACACCACUGGAGGGGAGGACUGGUCAAUAAAUGGAGACACUGGAGCUGUGUGGCCCUGCGAAGAGCCUGCCACUGCCCCUGGGCCCACCCUGGCCCCACUGCUGCCCCCUCCCCACCCCGCCCUCCUGUACUCAGCCCCUGCAAGAUUUCGGGGCCCUGGCUUCCCCUGGCUCAGCCCUGCCAGAUUCUCCAGCAUGGGGCCAGGACCAGCUCCCACCCACCACAGCCAGAGCCGUCAGCCCAGCCCACUGGGCCUCUGACUCCCUGGGUUCCUCAGCUGCUCUCCCUCCAGCUGAAGUGUCCCUCACCGCUCGCUCCUGCUCCGGAUCCCGAGGGUGCGGGGGGUCAUUUGAUCUCCCAACCCCUGCGGGUCUGAGGAAGGAGUGAUCUCAGAGACUACCGGGAACUUUUCUUCUCCCGGAAGUGCAGUAUUUCUCCAGGGUGCAGGGACUCCUCUUUCGACCAGAAAAGAGACCCAGCAUGUCUCUAGGAGCCACAGUGGGACUGGAGAUGGGGGGCUGGGACUCAAUCCGUCCCUAUCCGGCAGUUGGUCUGACCCGCUCGCUCACCAGAAGAGACAGGUCACAGAGCAGCUCCCAACCCCAGCCCGGCUCUCUGCUGGACUGAGCCACGCCCAGCCAAUGUCCAGGCCCCAGCCUGCCCUGGCCUCAGCCCACGCUGCUGCGCUCUGCCCACAUAUCGGCCUUCCCCCUGCCCCCGUGUGCCGUCCCGCCCCCCUCCCCUCGUUCUCCCACCCUCCUCAUCCCCCUCUCCUCACCCUCAUUGCCACCCGCAGAACAGGGCUCGCAGCCCUAAAUCCAUCCUGAGUGCCUGCUGUGUACUGAGGUGACGGAGCCCCAGGCCCUGGCUUUAAAGGAGCAGUAAGAGAAGCUGUGAAAUGCCUCCUGUAGGAAAAACGCUGUACUGAGUAUCGGAAGAUUACUAGACAUGGUUCCUGGCCCCUGAGGGGCUCAUGGUCAAAGAAGCAGAAUGGGCCUAUUUUUGGAGGCUUCUGUCCAGUCAGUGUGCAGCAGUAAUAAUAAUCAUAUUUAUUGAGCAUCCACCUCGUGCAAUGCACUGUAAUAAACGCUUAGGGCAGUCCAACAGGAGCAUAUCAUGCUCCCUGCCCACAAUCAA
Messenger RNA from Ornithorhynchus anatinus (platypus), 3292 nucleotides. RefSeq names its product Rho GTPase activating protein 27 (gene ARHGAP27). The record is from RefSeq and is a predicted model, not a curated record. The coding region runs from base 416 to 2056 and encodes 546 amino acids. Gene Ontology annotation, molecular function: protein binding. Gene Ontology annotation, cellular component: cytoplasm. Gene Ontology annotation, biological process: regulation of GTPase activity; signal transduction. The transcript is spliced from 16 exons. Lineage: Eukaryota; Metazoa; Chordata; Mammalia; Monotremata; Ornithorhynchidae.